Messenger RNA from Paramecium tetraurelia, 798 nucleotides. RefSeq lists its product as uncharacterized. The transcript has 3 exons. The record is from RefSeq and is a predicted model, not a curated record. NCBI's taxonomy places the organism in Eukaryota, Ciliophora, Oligohymenophorea, Peniculida, Parameciidae.
AUGAAAACAGCCAACCUCCCACCCACAUGGGAAGUCUUCUCGACUCUUGAUUUUAAUAGGCAGCAAACCAUCUACAAGACUAUGUGUGAAUAGAUCCAAUAACAAAUGAAGCAAAUUACUGUUCUCCAGGAAAAGGUUAAACAAAAUGAAUUACUUGCCUCACAAAAGUUAGAAGACACUCAUCAUAGACUUUCUGAAGAAUAAUCGAAAUUGAAAUAAGAAAUUCAAAUUCUAUAAUCACUUUUGGAAAAGAAAGAAAAUGAAAUCAAAUUUCAAAAUGACCAAUUGGAUGAACAAACUAAUUAUAUCAAACAAUUAGAAGUUGAUGUUUAAAAGAGAUAAGAAUCAUAGAAAUAUGAUUAAUUGAUUGUUGAAUUAAAACAACAAAUAAAGGAAUAACAAUUAGCAAUUUCUUCAUAUGAGAAGUCUAUUCAAGAACUGAAAUAUACAAUUGAAGAAUAAGAGCAACAAUUGGAAGACAUUCAAAAUAAAUACAAUCAAGAAUUAGAUGAGAAAGAUUUAAAACUUGCAGAAUAUGAAAAACAAUUAGAAUUGCAAUUGGAGGACAAUUAAAAGUUGCAAUAAGGAUAUCAAUCAUUGAAUGAGAGGAUUAAUUCCAAUAAAGACUAUCAAUCAUUUUAACAGCAAUAUAAUGAGUUAUUCAAUGAGUUUUCUAUCAUCAAACAACAAUACUAGAACAAAUGCAAUAAAAUUAAAGAACAAGAACUAACUAUUGAAGAUUUAAUAGGUGAAAAUUCAAGACUUGUUAUUGAACUUUAUCACUACUAAAAAUAAUGA